Messenger RNA from Strongylus vulgaris, 285 nucleotides. NCBI's taxonomy places the organism in Eukaryota, Metazoa, Nematoda, Chromadorea, Rhabditida, Strongylidae. The record is from the annotation of a GenBank genome assembly.
AUGGUUAUGAAGACAGGAAAGUACGUACUAGGCUACAAACAAACGCUAAAAGCUCUGCGUAAUGGAAAAGCCAAGUUGGUCAUCAUUGCCAACAACACUCCUCCCCUCAGAAAGUCAGAGAUUGAGUACUACGCUAUGUUGGCGAAAACUGGUGUCCACCAUUACAAUGGAAGCAACAUCGAUCUUGGAACUGCCUGCGGUAAACUCUACCAUGUUUGUACUCUGUCUGUUACUGAUGCUGGAGAUUCCGAUAUCAUCCGCAGCAUGCCAUCGGAGACGGCAUAA